Molecule: messenger RNA, 2761 nt
Organism: Eupeodes corollae
Lineage: Eukaryota; Metazoa; Arthropoda; Insecta; Diptera; Syrphidae
Product: leucine-rich repeat protein soc-2 homolog
Exons: 1
Coding region: 679-2262 (527 amino acids)
Biological process (GO): regulation of translational initiation
Molecular function (GO): translation activator activity; protein binding; RNA binding
Source: RefSeq, a predicted model, not a curated record
UAAAAAGCUCAGAACUUUGGUACAAAUAAUAAAAAUUGCGAUCUUUUAACACAGCCCAAAUACCAGUUAUUUGGGCUACUUCAAAAAACCCAUGCACUCAUCAUAUUUCCAAUGAACUUCCAACUUUUCCACUCGCAUAAAAGAGAACAAUAAAAGAAAAACACCAAAAGAAAGAAAGCAGAAAAGCAGCCAACAACACUUUCGCGCACUACCACCACAAAGUGGGGUUAGAAAAAUAAAUCGCAAAAAAGAAAACCAAAAACGAAAAAAAGAGACGUCGUCGUCGUCGUCGAGAAAAAGGAAGAAAAUUAUAAAAAAAAAAAGAAAAAAAUUAGAUUUCAAUUGUCAAAGGGUUCCUUCCUCCAUAUAUCCAAAUUUCAAAUCCAUUGUUCCAAUCCCGUGAAAUUCUCUUUGCUGAUUUUACGUCGGACGUCGUCGUCGUUCUCGUUCUCGUUCACUUUACAACAAUUUUAUUUGCCUUUUUUGUGUGCAAAAGCGUGAAACUUAACUUUUAUUUUGUGGUUGGUAUUUUGUAUAAAAUUGUUGAAGGCCAGCAAAAGGAUAAAAGGAAAAACUUCGACGAAUAAUAUCGAAUUGAAAAUUCCCUUCACUAACUUCAACUUCAAAGGGGCAGCACCACCACCAUCCGAAGAACGAAGAAACUUCUUGGAAAAAAUUAUGUCAGCACCACCCUCGAAGCAAUUGUCAGCCAACGCUCCGGAGUUUAUACCACGAGGAUAUACGCUCAAUAUUAUACAUAACAUUACAAAUAAUCUAACUCCUCCUCAGCCAGGUAACUUUCCGCAGCAGCAGCAGCAGCCCCAACAACAGCAGCACCAUCCCCCACAACAACAACACCACCACCAUCAUCAGCAGCAGCCUCACCAUCAUCACCACCAGCAGCACCAUCACCACAACCAUGGCCAGGCGGCUGCAAUGAGAGAUUUACCUCAUCAAAUGAAUUCCAUGAGACUGAGCAACAAUGCGGCUCCUUCUGUGCAAGAACGUCUGCAGGUGAAUCGUGGACCCCAACAGCAGCACUACCAGCAACCCCAUCCUCAGCCUCAUCACUACAACAACAUGCACAACCAGCAGUUCCCUGGACGUGGAAGCGGUGGUGGCGGCGGCGGCGGCGGUGGCGGUGGUGGCUAUAAGAACCAUCAACAGCAGCAUUACAACAACUCGCAGCAGCAGCAUCGUUAUGCCAAUGGUGGAGGAGGGGGAGGCCAGCACCCGCAGCAGCGUCAUUCUAGUCAGCACUCUAGCAACUCAAAUGCCAACGCCGCCAACAGCGCCAACGUGAACAACCAACAACAGCCGCAGCAGCCACAAAACUCGACGCCAGCAAGCACAGAUCCCAACCAGCAGACCGAGGAGGAGACCUUUGCCGUCAACUACGUCGAAUCUCUGAUCAACUGCCUCAAUGAGAACCCCGGCUCUUUUGACUCAAUCACCGCCAGUGCUCUGACCGUCUUCGAAGGUUUCGGCGCCAACGAGUACAUCCUCAGCAAUGCCAUGGAGAUGAUCUUCAACCGUUCUAUCGAGGAGCAGAACUUCCGCUACAUGGGAGCCAAGCUGUACGGCCUGCUCGAUCUGAUUGAUCUCAGGGAGGACAGUUCCUUCCGGGUGCUGCUCAACUUGAAGCUGGAAUACCAUCGCAACGAGAUACUUAAGUACAUGCAGAACGAACAAUCCAAGGUCCGUGGAACAACCUUAUUCCUCGCCGAACUGUACAUGCAACUGCGCAAUGAUGGCAACCGCAUCAAGGACAUCGCACAAAACAUCGUGUUCUCCAUCAACCAGCUCUUGCGGAAGACCACACCCGAGAACAUGAAAUGCAUUUGUUUGACCCUCAAACUGGCCGGCUACGAUUUGGAGUUCGAUUGCCAGGCAGACAUGAAAGGCAUCAUGCAAAAGCUGACCUCAGUCAACGCCUUGGACGUCAGUACCAGUCGCAUUCUCGAAAACGUGCUCAAUCUACAGAAGAACAAGUGGGGCAGGAUGUCAGAACCGCCAGCAGCCGUCAUUCAGCCAUUCAACAAUGCCAAUAGUGUUCGCUUGAGCGACGACCCAGUGUUCUACGGUCCCGAUGGCCAGAUCCUCACCGAGGAGGAGAGCAACUUCCUGGUAGCCAAUCUCGCUUCCAACGAGGGAAUCGAAGGAUCCGACUCCGACCUCGAAGUCGACCCCGAAAUGGAUGCCGAAACGAGGAAAGCCUAUAAGGCCUUCUUAAAGCAGCAGGAUCUACAGCACCAUUUGUAGGAAUAUCCAGUCGUAGUUGUUUAUUCUUUCCCUCGCGCGCAGCAAUGUUGAAACCGUACAUUUAUAUACUAUACAUAUACAUUAUAUAUAUUUUUUUUAUUAUAUUUUUCUUUCUUUUUUGGAUUUCCUCCGACUUAUUUUUAUUACACAAAUACCUACUAUCUUAUUAUUGAUGAUCUUUAAUUAUAUUAAAAUGGCUAAGCUUAAACAAACAAACGAAAAAUUGUAAUUGUAUGUUCAACUCUCUGAUCCUGAUUUUUUUUUAAAUAUUUUUCUUUCUUAUUUCUUAAGUGUUACGAUUCUCGAAAAAAAAAAGAUAAAAAACCUCAUCUCCUAUCCUUGAACAUUUAAUUAAACAGAAUGAUUAUAAACAAAGUUAAAAAACAAAAACAAAAUAUCACAAACUUAAAUUUCUUUUAACAAGAAGAUUAAAGUAAAAACCAUAGAAGUUUCUCCCAAUUUACCAUUAGAAUUAAAAAAAUAUAUAUUCAAAAUGAAA